Molecule: messenger RNA, 537 nt
Organism: Dacryopinax primogenitus
Lineage: Eukaryota; Fungi; Basidiomycota; Dacrymycetes; Dacrymycetales; Dacrymycetaceae
Exons: 1
Source: RefSeq, a predicted model, not a curated record
GCCUGCCCCGCCUCCUUCUCCCCCUGGCUGAUGACCCACUCCCACCCCUCCCUCGUCCGCUGUACGAUCCCCCUCGCCGUCUGCUCACUCACCACCCCUUCUUCCCAACUAAACACCACUCUGCACCCUCCUCCCUCUCGUCCCUCAACAUCAACCCCCAACACAUCUGCCAACAUAACACCACUACUCCCCCUCAUAGGCUGUGCGAACGUUCCCUCCUGGGGCACCCACCCACCCUCGACUUCGGACGCAGCAAACCGCACAUGCCUGAGAUUUGACAGCGCAAAACUGUUCCUCCCCUCGGUGGACUGCAGGUGCUUGGCAUGAUACUGGAUCAGCGAGGUAUAAGAGAGCAGGUUCACCAGUCCCCAACCUCGGAUGCCUGCGUCUAGCAACGGACGGUCUUGGAGCGCUUUGCUGCAGGGGGUACAUGCUGCCCAGAAGGAGGCUAGCGUAGGGGGGAAGGAGCUAGGAGGGCAGUGUUGGUGUACUGGGCCGACGUAGCUGCCCCCUAUUGGGGGUGGUUGGGAGGAGUGC